AAAACCAUGAAGACCACCCUCCUCCUCAUCAUAUCACAGCUCUGGCUCGCCAGCUCCUACGACCUGAUCGUGGGGACUCCACAGACCGGGUACAUGGUGAAGGAAGACGUGCUGAACUACAGCUACUUCCCCUUCAUGGUCAGAGAGAAGCAGUACGCUUACUCUGGGCCGGAGUAUCAGAAAAUUGUGGGUAUAGAAGUGCUAGACAACCUCCACAGCAGAGCAUCAGCGACCAUCACAGCAGGUGGACUUAAUCAUUCGUUCGUCAACAUCAGGAUGGAAAGCGAGCGAGGCACCGGCCUGGAGUACGAUGUCAGGAUAUUCGUUAAGAAUCAAUUCUCUUAACAAACUA
Ostrinia nubilalis (European corn borer) is the source of this 352-nucleotide messenger RNA. RefSeq lists its product as uncharacterized. The record is from RefSeq and is a predicted model, not a curated record. The transcript has 2 exons. The coding region runs from base 7 to 345 and encodes 112 amino acids. Lineage: Eukaryota; Metazoa; Arthropoda; Insecta; Lepidoptera; Crambidae.